Branchiostoma belcheri (Belcher's lancelet) is the source of this 1153-nucleotide messenger RNA. RefSeq lists its product as uncharacterized. The transcript has a single exon. NCBI's taxonomy places the organism in Eukaryota, Metazoa, Chordata, Leptocardii, Amphioxiformes, Branchiostomatidae. Bases 17 to 1135 code for a protein of 372 amino acids. The record is from RefSeq and is a predicted model, not a curated record.
CCUCCCACCGACAGCCAUGAGUUAUGCGUCAGCAGUCGAGAAUGGCAAGGCCAUAGACACCGCGCCGACGGCCCCUAACGCACCGCCAGCAUCCUCAUGUAAACCAGUAUUCUUUCUGGAGAAGGAUGUUCAUGCCGUUAGUCCUUCCGAGACUUUCUUCACGAACGUCGAGGUCUACAAAGCUGUUGCGCGCCGUGUUCAAGCGUCAAACAUAGCCGGAAUACAACAGGUUCGCGGCCUGUGGCGUCUCUACCUACGCGAUCCAGAGGAACGUGCUUCUCUCAUCGCGUCAGGGAUCAGCCUCCGCGACAGGUAUGUUGAAAUCAGUGACAAUCACCCUUUUCAACAGCGAAACGGAGUUAGAAUCACAGUUCGAGAUGUGCCCCUUUCCGUAGACGAUGGAGUUCUAGCGUCUGGCCUGAAAAGCUACGGGGCUAAACUUCUCGGGCCUUUGAAACGUGAAAUGCUUCGAGUCGACGGUAUGCUGACCAACUGUGAAACCGGCGACCGAUUCGCCUUCAUGGCUAUUCCGACAAACCCUACUGAGCACAUUCCGAGAUUUGUCGAGCUUGGAGGGCGAUGGAGGGCAAGAGUGUUCUACCGAGACCAACCUAAGGACCAGACGCGACCGCGACAUGUCCCUAAUGACAGUGCUCGCGUGGCUUCUACCCUUGCUCCACGUCCCCCUACCGACACCACUGCUGGGAAUGAAGAAUCCAGUAAUGAACAGCAGAGUCGGGUCAGCACAGCUUUUGUUCAGCUUGCCCCCAGCUCACCUGAAGAGGAAGAUCACAGAGACAGGCCUGAGCAAUCUCAGGUUAACAGGGGAAAACAGAGCCAAAUCACAGACUAUGUUGCACCAGCAACUCGUACUAGGAACAGGGGAAGACCCCGGCCCCAGUCCCAGACAACGAACAAGACUACCGCACCAACCGUGGCAACGAGAAGUACCACAAAGAAGAACCAGUCCUCCACUACAACUAGCAGCAUAAACACAGACGACCAAGCAGCGAUCAUGAGACAACGCAUCGACGACCUCGUCGAGACAAGUCGUAAUGCUGCCAGUGGAACUCACAUCGAUACUCCUGGCAACUUCCGCAGAGUCAGCCCCGAAGACGGAGGCCUGAACUGUUAGACAUGACAUUACUUGGGA